Miscanthus lutarioriparius is the source of this 966-nucleotide messenger RNA. The record is from the annotation of a GenBank genome assembly. Lineage: Eukaryota; Viridiplantae; Streptophyta; Magnoliopsida; Poales; Poaceae.
AUGGUGAAGCAGCUGUUUCCGGAGGCACGUUGCCAAAACUGGCCACCAACUGCUGUGCAGCCUAUGUGGAAAACAGUAUGGGAGACAAACAGUUCUUGUCUGCGAGAAGGUGUUUUCAGGACUACAUGUGAUGAGCGACUAAUUGACGCAUUGCCCCUUGAGAGUCACAAUGCAAGAGUUGCUUUUCUUACCCCUAAAAAUGUUACACCUGAGAAGAUGUCAUGUGUGGUCCAUCUUGCAGGCACUGGUGAUCACACAUUUGAGCGCAGGCUUCGGCUCGGUGGGCCUCUUCUUAAGAACAAUAUUGCAACUAUGGUUCUUGAGAGCCCCUAUUAUGGACAGCGACGUCCUAGCAUGCAGCGUGGUGCGAAGCUCCAGUGUGUCAGUGACCUGUUACUUUUAGGGAAAGCCACAAUUGAUGAAGCUCGCAGUCUCCUUUACUGGCUGCAGACUGAGGCUGGUUACAGCAAGAUGGGCGUAUGUGGGCUCAGCAUGGGUGGAGUACAUGCUGCAAUGGUGGGAUCCCUGCAUCCUACACCAAUUGCCACACUGCCAUUUCUCGCUCCACACUCUGCUGUGGUACCUUUCUGUGAAGGGGUCUACAAAUACGCCACAGCUUGGGAUGUUUUGAGAGAAGAUGCUGCAGCAUUAACUCAAGAUGUAACAUCUUUGGCAGAAGAUGCUGCACAGAAAACUGGGAUUACUAUCGAACAAGUCAGAGAUAGGUUGCGGUCAGUGUUGUCUUUGACUGAUGUCACUCGAUUCCCAGUCCCAAAGAACCCACAGGCGGUCAUCUUUGUUGGUGCAACGGAUGACGGUUAUAUUCCCAGACAUUCAGUCAUGGAGCUCCAGAAGGCAUGGCCAGGUUCAGAAGUCCGGUGGGUAACAGGCGGCCAUGUUUCCUCUUUUUUCCUCCACAAUGACGCAUUUCGCAAGGCCAUCAUCGACGCCCUUGAUAGAUUGUAA